AUGAUGCCACGGGCAGGGCUGCUGGGGGUCUGGUUGGCGCUGGCCCUGUGGCCGCUGCUGAAGGCCGCAGCUGUGCGGUUGCCCACCUUACCAAGCAUCACGAAUAAGAAGUUCAUCAAUAGCUGUGUACAUGUCCACAAUGACCUCCGCAGCAAUGUCCAGCCGACUGCCAGCAACAUGCGGUACAUGACUUGGGAUGCAGCUUUGGCAAGGAUGGCAAGUGCAAGAGCAAAUAAAUGCAUUCUUGAACAUAACGUGUCCUUAAGUAAAGACGAUCAGCACCAUCCUAAUUUCACAUCUGUUGGAGAGAAUAUUUGGUUUGGAAGUCAUGAGACCUUUGUUGUUGCUGAUGCCAUUAAGUCAUGGUACAAUGAGGUCGAAUUCUAUAAUUUCACAGCAGAGGAAUGUACUAAGGUUUGCAGUCAUUACAUUCAGGUUGUUUGGGACGAGUCAUAUAAAAUUGGCUGUGCUGUUACUUCUUGUAAGGAAUUUGCAAGAAUAAGAAAUGCAGCAGUUCUUGUUUGCUGCUAUUCACCAUGUGGUAAUUUCUCAAGAAGACCAUACAUAGAAGGAACACCAUGCAGUAAUUGCACAGAAGGGGACACCUGUGAAAAAAACCUCUGUAGAAAUCCAGUCCGUGAUAAAGCUAUCUAUUAUUCCAAAUGGCAGCACUCUUGGGAAUUCAGAGCUGUAUGCAAUGAGGCUUGUAUCACUCUUAUAUUUUUGAGAGCAUCACUGUUGUUUCUUACUUUUGUAGCUGGUUGUUUUAUCCAAAAACAUUUUACAGACUUUCAUAUGACUACCUAA
This is a messenger RNA of Colius striatus (speckled mousebird), 807 nucleotides long. Its product is annotated as GLIPR1-like protein 1. The transcript is spliced from 6 exons. The coding region runs from base 1 to 807 and encodes 268 amino acids. Lineage: Eukaryota; Metazoa; Chordata; Aves; Coliiformes; Coliidae. The record is from RefSeq and is a predicted model, not a curated record.